Molecule: messenger RNA, 408 nt
Organism: Funneliformis mosseae
Lineage: Eukaryota; Fungi; Glomeromycota; Glomeromycetes; Glomerales; Glomeraceae
Source: the annotation of a GenBank genome assembly
AUGUCUUUAAGAUGUUUUGCAUCAUCAGUAACACAAAAUUUGAUUACUAUCGUCACCGGCAGAAACAAGCUGAUUUUUACUUUUUCAUUUUCAGAAGAGGCAGACAGGCUUUGGCGUUGUCUGGAAUCGUUGGCGGAUGACGUUAAAUCAGCUGCCAAGCGGAUGCAAAGCUUGCUUCAGGCUGACAGGCAAUGUGGGGGAACCAUUGUAAGUCCCGAGAAGGGAAACAUACUUCCAUGGCUACGGUGGGUGUGGUGCACCUACCUUACGGUGGAGACAAGCUUGGUUCUACCAAUCUUGUUGAGAUGGGACCCUUCAUUGAGUCCUGAGAAGGGGUACAUACUCGGCGGGCUAGAUACCCGACCUUACGGUGGAGCCGUUGUGAUCUGCAUGCCAGCUUCUUCUUAG